CCAGACAGAGUGGAAGGCCAGUGAGUUGGUCAUAAUGGCAGAAGAAGAAAUGAAUGAAGACUAUCCAGCAGAAAUCCAUGAGUAUUUAUCAACAUUUGAGAAUUCCAUUGGUGCUGUGGAUGACAUGCUGAAGACCAUGAUGUCUGUUUCGGGAAAUGAGUUGUUACAGAAGUUGGACCCACUUGAACAAGCAAAAGUGGAUUUAGUUUCUGCUUACACAUUAAAUUCAAUGUUUUGGGUUUAUUUGGCAACUCAGGGAGUUGAUCCUAAGGAACACCCAGUAAAGCAGGAAUUGGAAAGAAUCAGAGUAUACAUGAUCAGAGUCAAGGAAAUAACUGAGAAGAAGACUGCCAAGCUAGACCAAGGUGCAGCUUCAAGAUUUGUGAAAAAUGCCUUCUGGGUACCAAAACCUAAAAAUGAAUCCAAAGUUGCCAGUAAAGGAAAAAGUAAAAAAUAACCUUUUGGUUUUGAUGUACACAUGUUCAAAAAGUACAUCAUUUUUAUUGUUUAA
This is a messenger RNA of Myotis brandtii (Brandt's bat), 511 nucleotides long. Its product is annotated as nuclear nucleic acid-binding protein C1D. Bases 35 to 457 code for a protein of 140 amino acids. The transcript has a single exon. Lineage: Eukaryota; Metazoa; Chordata; Mammalia; Chiroptera; Vespertilionidae. Gene Ontology annotation, molecular function: RNA binding; DNA binding. Gene Ontology annotation, cellular component: nucleolus; exosome (RNase complex). The record is from RefSeq and is a predicted model, not a curated record. Gene Ontology annotation, biological process: maturation of 5.8S rRNA; regulation of gene expression.